Molecule: messenger RNA, 729 nt
Organism: Triticum turgidum subsp. durum (durum wheat)
Lineage: Eukaryota; Viridiplantae; Streptophyta; Magnoliopsida; Poales; Poaceae
Source: the annotation of a GenBank genome assembly
AUGGAUACCAUGCAAGCCGAGCAAGGUAAUGGUGGCACGAGCCCUAGGCAGAGCUCGUGCAUUGUGAACGGCCCCAUCAUCGUCGGCGCCGGCCCGUCGGGCCUCGCCGUGGCGGCCACCCUUCGCCGGCACUCGGUGCCCUUCACCAUCCUCGAGCGCUCCGACGGCAUCGCCGACCUCUGGACGAACCGCACCUACGGCCGCCUCCGCCUGCACCUCCCCAAGGUCUUCUGUGAGCUCCCGCACGUCCGCUUCCCGCCGGAGUUCCCCACCUACCCGAGCAAGCGCGAGUUCCUCAGCUACCUCCACUCCUACACCGCGCACUUCUCCAUCUCCCCGCUGUUCGGCCGCACGGUGACUCGGGCGCGGUUCGAGGAGGCGACGUCGCUGUGGCAUGUGACCGCGGCGGCGGACGGCGGCGAGGUGACGGAGUACGUGUCCAAGUGGCUGGUGGUGGCCAGCGGGGAGAACGCGGAGGUGGUGGUGCCCAAGGUGAAGGGGAGGGAGCGGUUCGCCGGGGAGGUGCUGCACUCCAGCGAGUACAAGAGCGGGGAGAGGUUCAAGGGCAAGAGGGUGCUGGUGGUGGGGUGUGGCAACUCCGGCAUGGAGAUGUGCUUGGACCUGUGCGAGCAUGGUGCCAUCCCUUUCAUGUCAGUACGGAGUGGGGUAGGUGGUGGCAGAAGUGGAGUCAUUGGGCUGCAACGGGGCGAGGUUCGUGGACGGCAAUGA